AAGCUAUCUGUGUAAGCAAGCUUUGGGUUUGUGCUUCUUAACAGAAUUAAGUGAAAGUUGAAUGUUUACUUUUGUUCGAAAAUUUCUAAAACGGGACAUCAACCAAGGUUCAGGUUAUUCCUUUAGGAAUAAUGCCAUUGGUCAUAUUAGCUCUACCUUUCUCUGGAAUUCCACAGUCUCCAUUAACAAAAUCCUAUUCCGCCAUCGAGGGGAACUCCCCCACUAAAAGGUUACGUGCCUUAUAAAGAACGAGACCUUGCUCCAAACCAGUAUCGAAAAAAGAGUUGUUUUGUGAACAGAAUGACCGUGUCUCUCGCUUCAUCUGUAUGAGUAAUUUUUGCAUAAAUAUAUAGUGCUACGUUAUUCAUAACAACAAAACGUUGUGGCCAAGUACAGCGGUUACUCGUGUGAUCUGUAGGAGUAACGCAAUUGAAAAUGACAAUUGUCAACGGGGAACUCAUAGGUGAGGGAACACCUAGGGACGCCAACCUCCAGCACCCGAAUGUACCAUUGGGUACCUAUCUCGAAACCGUGAUUCAGAAGAAUAUUGCUAAUUACGGAGAUGGAAAGUGGAUUACCGAUGUUUCAACAGGUAAAUCGAUGAACUACAGCCAACUGAUCAGCAGUCUAAGGUCAGUGGCUUCAGCAUUACGAAAAAGAGGCCUAAAAACUGGUGACAGUGUAGUUGUUAUCGGUCGCAAUGAUAUUGAACUUCCACUCAUGUCGAUGGCUGUAUGGCGUGCUGGAGGCACCCAGGCCUGUCUCAGUGUCAACUUACCUCGAGAUGCCAUCGAGGCUCGCAUUAAGGAAAUCGGUAGCAAAUUUAUUUUGACAGAUUAUGCUCGAGCUGGUCGAAUAGUCGAAGUUGCUAAGCGGCUAGAUUUCGUAAAAGAAGUAUUCGUAAUUGGAGAUGAAGGAGUGACUGGCUGUACACAGUUUCAUGAAUUAUUGAAAGAUGCUGGAAACGAAUGCCCGGAAAAUCUGGACGAUGUUGAAAUUAAUUCGACGGCGUGGUUGGCUUAUACGAGUGGCACAACAGGGACAGCGAAAUGCGUUAUGCUCUCGCACCGAACAGUGGUUGGAUGGCAUUUACCUUACAAUACUGCCAGAAUAGCAAGUAAAACCAAGAUUCUUUUUGUCAAUAAUAUGAACAACACUGGUGGACUCUGCAAAGCCUUAGGAUCAACAACAUGCCACUUAGAACUGUACUGCAUGUCAACUUUUAGUGAAGAGAAUUUUCUAUCAGCCAUUGAUUCUGUUAAGCCUCCAGCAGUCAGCAUAUUUCCAGCUCAUAUUGCCUGGAUUUGCAAGUACCCCCAUUUGAAGCAAUAUGAUCUGUCAAGCGUGAAGAUCGUCUCUGUAGUAGGAUCCUUGUUAAACCCCAAAUAUGAACGCGAGAUUUUCGACAAGCUUCCAAAUUUGCUCGUAAUCAAUAACGUGUAUGCAAUGAGUGAAGUUGGACUGGUAUGUCGUCAGCGCCCACCAACUAUGGCUGCACUGGACAAAUCUAUAGCCAUUAAAAGGCAUAUUUUUGGCUCAGCGGGGACAGUACACAUGUUUUGCAAACUAAAGGUGAUUAAUCCAGAUACUGGUGAUAAACUUGGUCCAAAUCAAGUAGGAGAAAUCUGUGUACAAACCCCAUUUAUGCUCACAGGGUACCUCAACAAGCCAGAAGAAACUGCCAAUUUCCUUAGAGAAGAAUGGGCUCAUACGGGGGAUAAAGGAUACUAUGAUGAUAAUGAACAAGUUUUUAUUGUUGGACGCUACAAAGAACUGAUCAAAUUUCGCAAUCUCAACAUAUUACCAAGCAACAUUGAAAGUAAAAUAGUAAGUCAUCCUGCUGUCGAAGAUGCAGCAGUCGUGGGUUUACCUCACGACGAGGAUGGGGAACGACCAUUGGCUUUCGUAGUCUUAUCUGCAAAGAAAGAAGUUUCGGCUGAUGAAUUGAUGGCUUAUGUAAACGAUAAAGUUAUGGACGAAGAAAAAUUACGUGGUGGACUCCGCUUCAUUGAGAAAAUUCCAAGAAAUGAUUUGGGCAAAAUAAUCCGGCCGGAACUGAUGAAGAUUUUAAAAUAAGUUUACCUUUUGGUCUGUACACACUAGACAUUGGACGGCAAUUGGUUAUGAAAAUUUAACUUCACGCGCUGUGUAGUGUUCUUUGUGUGGUGGAUUAUUGCGUGAAUUUUUUUGGAAGGUUCCAGCAAAAAUCAAAAAGGUUAAUCAACCUAUCCCUCAAGCAUCUGUCUCGUAAAGAUGGCUUCUGCGUCUCAUUAUUAGCUUAGCCAUAAACUGAAGUUUUAUUGUUUUUUCUUCUAUUUGGUUUUCUCGUCGUUAAUUAAAUGGGUUUCCCCCCAUUUCAGUAGUUUUUAAAUAAAACGGAAUCGAAGUAGUUUUAUAACAAUCACUUCGAAUUUGGAUAACUCUUAAACUAUAAUUUUAAAGUGAAAACAAACUGAAUUUUCGACAUCGUUAAAUUGCGAGUUUAAAUCGUGUUUGUGUGGCAAUAUCUGGUUUGUAAAACAUUAAUAAAUAAA
This is a messenger RNA of Daphnia carinata, 2534 nucleotides long. RefSeq lists its product as uncharacterized. Bases 436 to 2076 code for a protein of 546 amino acids. The record is from RefSeq and is a predicted model, not a curated record. Gene Ontology annotation, molecular function: CoA-ligase activity. The transcript has 14 exons. Lineage: Eukaryota; Metazoa; Arthropoda; Branchiopoda; Diplostraca; Daphniidae.